CGGGAAGCGAAAGCGAAAGGCCGGGCCGGGCUCUGCUCCGGCGCCCGGCGGCCGGCGCUCGGAGAGCCGCACCUCUGCCGAAAGGGCUGACCCAAGGAUCAUUUCGUCCUUCAAGGAUCUGUUUGCAAGGUUUGCAUAGACUUGUUCCUAAGGGGAAACAUGUCUGAGGUUGACUUUGAGAAAUUAGCUGAAAUAGAGCUGCAGAAAGAUGAAAUGGAGGAUACACACUCAGAACAGGAAGAAACAUUUCUGCCUCCACCACCUGAGGAUCCUGAGCUGAAUAUCAAUCACCCAUACUAUGAUGUUGCAAGACAUGGCAUCAUCCAGUUGGCAGGCGAUGACAAUUCUGGAAGGAAGGUGAUCACCUUCAGUUGCUGCCGCAUGCCCCCGUCCCACCAGCUCAAUCACACGAGGUUGCUUGAGUACUUAAAGUAUACUCUGGACCAGUACGUAGAGAACGAUUAUACGGUUGUCUACUUUCACUACGGCCUGAAGAGUCUGAAUAAACCAUCUCUGAAAUGGUUACAAACAGCCUACAAGGAAUUUGACAGGAAGUAUAAGAAAAACCUCAAAGCACUCUAUGUUGUCCAUCCAACCAACUUCAUAAAAAUUCUGUGGAAUAUCUUUAAACCUCUUAUAAGUCACAAGUUUGGGAAAAAGAUCACCUACUUGAACUAUUUAGCUGACCUGGGGCAACAUCUCAAAUAUGACCAGUUAAAUAUCCCUCAAGAAGUCAUCCGGCAUGAUGAAAAUCUUUGGAGGAAACAGCAGGGAAAACCUCCACCUGUGGUUAAGGUGCCUCCACCACGGCCACCUCUGCCUACGCAGCAAUUUGGAGUCAGCCUGCAAUAUAUAAAGGACAAAAAUAAAGGCGAACUAAUCCCCCCAGUAAUGAAGGAAACUGUAUCCUAUCUAAAAAGUAAAGGGCUACGAGUAGAGGGCCUCUUCAGGAGGUCAGCCAGCAUCCAGACUAUCAAAGAGGUGCAGAAACUCUACAACCAGGGCAAGUCUGUGAAUUUUGAUGAUUAUCAUGAUAUCCAUAUUCCUGCUGUUAUCCUGAAGACUUUCCUUAGGGAACUCCCUCAGCCAUUGCUAACAUUUGACUGUUAUGAUCAUAUCCUUGAAAUCACCAGUGUGGAGAGCUGUUUACGAGUCACCAGAUGCAAACAAAUCGUUCAAGGACUCCCUGAGCACAAUUAUGCUGUGCUGAAAUAUCUGAUAUGCUUCCUCCAUAUGGUUUCACAGGAGAGCAUCUAUAACAGAAUGACAGCAUCCAGCCUGGCCUGUGUCUUCGGUUUGAAUUUGAUCUGGCCACCGAAAGGAGCCACCUCCCUGAGUGCUCUGGUGCCUGUGAAUCUCUUCACCGAGCUGCUGAUAGAUUUCUACACAAAUAUAUUCAACUCCCGCACCGUGCCUGGUGAGACCUUGCCUUAAUGCCCUCAGAAGGGAAAAUGGAAUAAGGCUGCCUGAUGGGACCUUUAUAUUUAGGGGUCUCCUGCAAAAAAAUAAUUUCAACACAGAGUAAAGUUUCUGUAUCUUUCCAAAUACCAAAGAUGCUGGAGCAGACUGGUGCCCUGUAUGUUCCCAUCACACGGGCAGAAUGUGAACAUGAACAUUCAAUAACCAAUAGAUCAAAGUGAAUCCCCUCACUAAACCUGACAAAAAAACCCAAUGACACAACAUGCCAGUCUGUCAUUUCUUUGGGGAUCUGGAGACUUUAUUAUGUGACAUUAUUUUCUGCAUGGGCAGAGGUAAUUUCUGGACCACUUGUGAAUGUACAUCUUCCUUUUAAUUUUUAUGGUUUUUUCUUUUCUACUUUUUAUUUGAAUACAAGUUUAUUGGGAAUUACCUUAUUAAGUUAAUAAAGAUGGAAUCAAUUUUUAAGAUAUGAAUGUUUUUGAACUAUUUUUCCAUAUACUGAAGUAUCUUCUUUUACACAAAGAGGUGUGGGCAGUUGUGCCACGUCAGGUUGACAAGUACCAUAAAGAAUACAAUGUUUCCUGUGUAAUUUGAAUCGUGCAGAUGGCUAAUUAAUUAUGCUUCCAAAUAUCUAAUAUAUGCUGUUAAUCACUGUCACUGCACAUGCAAAGUAUGUCAAAGUUUUUUCUUGUAAGUUCAAAUGAGGAACAACAAUCCUCUAAAUUGUUGGAGUUUUCAUCUAAAUUCUUGGAAUUUUAAUCGGUGGAAUUACAUUGGUGAGUGCAUAAUACAGAAUACAGACUAAUUUUGAGUACCUCCAGUGUUUGGACUGCAUUCCUUUUGCAGAUUGAGUUGAUAGAAAUUUCAAAUCUCUUUAGAAAUCAGUUAGAACAACAACUUGGAUAAUAUACCUAAUAUCAUUUUUGCACAUUGAAAUUCUGUUAUUAUUCCCAAUGUGAAUAAUUAGCCAGCAUAAAGGGAGAUAUUCAAGUGUUCUCUUUCUAACUAUGCUGUGAACGUUGCUUGUGUUUGAUGAACUCUAACAAUCUACUAUUUCAUUGUUUAACACUGCUUGGCAAUGGCAUGUGUUAAACAAGUUAUCAUCAUAAUUGCCUGUAGAGCAAAAGAAAAUUAGUCAGUGUUAAAAAAGGUAAGUGGUGUUUUCCCUGAUGCUUUAGCCUUCCUGCUUCUGUACAGAGCAAAUGAAACAGAAGGAACAUAAAUGUUUGCAGUUAAAGUAAUAGUCUCCUCUGCAAACACAGCCACUUUUUAUCCCACAAGUUUUAGUGACUUGAGGACUUUGGCUUCUGUCCUUCCUCUUGGCAGUUGGAAAUUUCCAGCCUAUGUGAAGAGUGCAUCAAAAUCUUGUCACGGAGGGUGAGGAGGAUUUGUUCUUGUCUCAGGAAAUAACCAAAUAUCCAGGAGGCUGUGGAAUGCUGGAUAUGCCAGGCCUUCGUUUGCCCAGUAGGUGUCAUCUAUAGCAUUAGGCAGUGAUUAAAAUUUGAGGAAUAGAGGCUUUAGAACAAGGUGAGUUAGGUCCAACUUCUGAUGGCACAGCUGCGUGUUUUCUCUUAUUCCUCAAGUGUCAUAAAGACAACAUGUGGCUUUUGAAUAUCUUUAAGUGAUAACCACCUAUGACUCCCAUUUAAAUAUAAACUCUGGCAUAUCACACAGAGAAUAAAAUACCAAGAAUUCAGGACUGUUGCAGUUCAGCAAAAUGAGAUUGCCAAGGACAAAACUAUCAUAGUUUCGUAUUGCAACUUAUCAGCUUUACAUCUGUGUAAAAGCCUUGUAUUGAAACUCAAACAUAGUUAUGCUCAGCAUUGCUCAGCAACUUGGUUCUGUACAUCAGCACCCUGUUUUAAUAGGGGAGGAUUUUGGCCUCUCAGAAUUAACAAAACCACAGUAUUUUGCCACCCUCUAACUUUGGUCAAAACACAUAGUGUUAGUUUCACUGUCUGUAAAAACAAAUAAAGGAGCACCUGACAUUAGAAAAGUUCCUUGGGAUUAAAUAUUAAAUAUAUAUUCCAUUUCCUCGUGUCCUUAUUUUGAAUUCCAGCAACACCAAAUGGCAUUUGGUCUGCAGGCUGUGUUGCACAAUGGGAAUGGGAGCCCUGGACAGCAUUUGCACAGUAACAGACCAGAGCCCUGUGGGUUGAAAUCCUGAGUUCGUGGAAGUCAGCUUUGCUCAAGAUGUCCCCAGAGGUGGGUUGGGGCUCCCACAUAGAUUUAGCUCUCCCACUCAUCCAAGGCUGGGAGACAACAGGAAUUUGCCAGCUGCAGUUGUCAGAACACAGUUUUCUGACCCCUUUACUUUCACAGAGAAAAAGUAAAAGCUGCAAGCAUCCCUUCAGCUGAUUUGCCUGUCUGUGGACACUUGAGAUGAGGGUUAGAACCAGACUCCCUUUUUCAGUAUUGCUCACAUGCUAAACACCAGGUCUAACUCUUAGUACUCUGUAAAAUACCAUUUCCUAGUGAUUUUAUAGCUCCUCUCCUGUAGUGAAUGAAGAACAAAAUGGUGCUCCCUCAUG
Messenger RNA from Hirundo rustica (Barn swallow), 3950 nucleotides. RefSeq names its product Rho GTPase activating protein 8 (gene ARHGAP8). Gene Ontology annotation, molecular function: GTPase activator activity. NCBI's taxonomy places the organism in Eukaryota, Metazoa, Chordata, Aves, Passeriformes, Hirundinidae. The record is from RefSeq and is a predicted model, not a curated record. The transcript is spliced from 13 exons. The coding region runs from base 160 to 1434 and encodes 424 amino acids. Gene Ontology annotation, biological process: negative regulation of endocytic recycling; small GTPase-mediated signal transduction. Gene Ontology annotation, cellular component: cytoplasm.